Molecule: messenger RNA, 2271 nt
Organism: Merops nubicus (carmine bee-eater)
Lineage: Eukaryota; Metazoa; Chordata; Aves; Coraciiformes; Meropidae
Gene: PP2D1
Product: protein phosphatase 2C-like domain containing 1
Exons: 2
Coding region: 1-2271 (756 amino acids)
Biological process (GO): protein dephosphorylation
Molecular function (GO): protein serine/threonine phosphatase activity
Source: RefSeq, a predicted model, not a curated record
AUGACAAGGGAGGAAAAGUCACAAGGCAAAAUAAAACCACCUGAUUUUGAACAUCCCAGAGAUGAGGAAGAUCAGCCGGUGAAGGUCACAGCUGCAUCCGAGAACAAUGACUCGAAGCACAUUUCAGUUUUUUGCUCUGCAUGUCAGCAAACAAUACCUCCAUACCACCUUCUUCAUCAUAAAAAAACCCACAAAGCCCUAACUUUGCUGGGCUUUGAUAGCCCACAGACAAAGAUUAACAUGACAACACUUUUAGCUCAGAGACAGAAACUAAUUUCAAAAUUGACCAAGACUCCUAAAUACUUUGAGACACAUAUGCAGAAGAUUGAUUAUUCAUUUCAAUUCCUUAUGGAUAGUCACAUUCCUACAUCAUAUUGUAAUCUUGCUAAUAUUAACACUCCUAGUACUUUUAAGAAAGUAAAUAAUUCUUUAAUAAAAGCCUUAUCAAUUUGCCAGGAUAAAAAUUCCACAUGGCAGAGAGAUAUGCAAGACAGAUUUAUCGUGCUUGACAACUAUGGAAAUAGGUCAGAUACCUGUUUUCUGGGGCUGGUUGAUGGCUGUCACGGUGCGACUGCUGCAGAAACAGUUGCAGCAGAGCUCCCACUUUUAUUUCUUGACCAGCUUGCUCAAACUGAUCCCUCCUACAAAAAGAGCGAGGGUGAACAGCAAAUUCUAGAUUCUUUUGCCACGGUAAUCAAGGCAGAUUACAGGGAAAAAGAGAAGGUUUUCUCUGAUAAACCAGGCAAUGAUGAGACCACCAAGACCAACACCUACGAAUGGAUUCACAAAGCCUAUGCCAAGUCCUUCUGGAGAAUGGACAGGCUUUUACGACUGGGAAGGAAUGAGGUUUCCAAAGUUCGCUGGAGUGGCUGUUCAGCUGUUACCUGUUUGGUGGAGAGAAUCCCCAGCACAGAGACAGAUGGCACUGAGGAGGAACAAAGAAAACGUUCUGACAACAACCCACACAGUUCACUAGCCAGGACAGCCAAAGGUGUCGCUGGGUUACUGCACGUUGCCAAUACAGGUAAUGCACAUGCAGUCUUAUGUAGAAAUGGAGAGAGUCACUGCCUCUCAACAGAGCACAGCACGUGGAACCCCAGCGAGAGAGCGCGCGUCCUGCAGAGCGGCGGGAGCAUCAGCACCAACGCACCGCACGGGCUGGUGGAGGGAUGCCUGAGAACUACCAGGGCUCUGGGACAUCACGGAGAUCCAGUACUGAAAAGAUCUGUCAUUCCUGUCCCUCACAGUAUCUCUGUCCCUAUCGAUGAUACUUGUCAGUUUCUUAUUUUAGCUUCUAAUGGGCUUUGGGAGGUUUUGGAUCACAACAAAGUACUUGCAUUAACUCUAACAAUAUUCACUCGUUACUUGAGAAUCUAUGAAUGUGUUCAACAAAAUGUGACUUCACCAUCUAAGUGUCAGUAUGGGAUGCCUCUCGCUGAAGAAAACUUAAAUGCCUCAGAGACUAUUAAAGAUCUGCAAGAUGGAAGAGAGAUACUUUAUUCCAGGAAAGACAUUUUUCUUACUGACUCAAAGGGCAAUCUGAAACAAAAUGAGUCAAAGUGUUCUAGAAGGAACUAUUUGCAAACUGAAGAUGGAGUUCCUAAGGAAACUGACGACCACAAAAAUCAAGCUGAUCCAGAACUGUCUCUUUUCAGGAAGAACAAAGUAAAUUCACAGCACGGAGAGAUAUACCGGUCAGAUUCUAGCGCACAAGGUGGCUCUGAAAAAGAUCAACAGUUUGAGGACAGAAAAGUUUAUCUAUGUAACAGUUUUCAGCCCCAGUCACAGACUGCAGAACAAGAAGAAACUGACAGUUCCUGGGCAACAGGUCUAAGCUGCACCAGUGAACAGCUGCCAGAAAAUGUGGUGGCAGUAGGGUCUACAGCCAUGAAACAGCCCCUAAAAGAUACAAAAGCAUGCCUGUCUAAUUACGACUCAAGUCCACAACUGGCAGAAAAAACAUACUUCAAGGUACUUUGUGACAAACCUGCAAGUUACGUCAGACAAGAGCUGCUAAAAACUGUGCCACCAGUGGGUUCUACAUCACCACCACAGUUUGAAGAGGAUGCAGAAAUGUACAUGUCCAACUCCAAAUCACAAACUGCAGGAAGAGGCAGGGCCCUCUCCGAGACACUCUACGACAAGGCAGCAAGCUACAUUAGCCAACAACUGGUCAGGACUGCAUUAGCUGCAGGUUCAAGAGAUAACAUCACUGUUCUGGUUGUACUUCUGAAUGGAUGUGAUAAGAUACCAAAUUACGUCAACAUUUAA